This is a messenger RNA of Solea solea (common sole), 2151 nucleotides long. It is a transcript of the gene acp2, whose product is annotated as acid phosphatase 2, lysosomal. Gene Ontology annotation, cellular component: lysosome. The transcript is spliced from 13 exons. The record is from RefSeq and is a predicted model, not a curated record. Gene Ontology annotation, biological process: lysosome organization; dephosphorylation. Gene Ontology annotation, molecular function: acid phosphatase activity. Bases 116 to 1381 code for a protein of 421 amino acids. NCBI's taxonomy places the organism in Eukaryota, Metazoa, Chordata, Actinopteri, Pleuronectiformes, Soleidae.
UUCUUUUUUCUGAGUUCGGGGAAGACGCGAAGGAUGAAGCUGCUAGCUGUUUACAUUUAGCAUUCAGGGUUGUUGUUUUUUAAAUCAGCCCUCACAAGUAACACAGAUUGACACAAUGAGGUUUGCGACGGUGCUCUUUCUUUUCACGCUGGGGUAUGUGUGUGGACAAGCUACAGCAGAGAGAAAACUCGUUUAUGUGACUGUGCUGUUUCGCCAUGGAGACCGAUCGCCCAUCAAAGCCUACCCCACAGACCCAUACCAAGAGAGUGACUGGCCACAAGGCUUUGGGCAGCUGUCCCAGGAAGGGAUGCGGCAGCACUUUGAGUUGGGUCACUUUCUGAGGAAGCGAUACAAUGGCUUCCUCAAUGAAUCAUACAACAGACACGAGAUCUUUGUUCGCAGUACAGACUAUGAUCGCACUUUGAUGAGCGCUGAGGCCAACCUGGCAGGUCUCUAUCCCCCCAGUGGUCAGCAGGUAUUUGACCCUAACCUGAAGUGGCAGCCAAUUCCUGUCCACACCUUGCCAAAAAGUGAAGAGAAGCUUCUCUCAUUUCCUCUGGAUGACUGUCCUCGGUACAGACAGCUGAUGAGUGAAACUGAACACGCAGAGGAAUUUGUUAAUAUGACCAUUAAAUACCAGGACAUUAUUGAGCUUGUGGGGGAUAAAACUGGACUGAAUGUUACCAGUGUGGAAUCAAUCUGGAGUGUGUAUGACACACUCUUCUGUGAGUCCCGUCAUAACAUGUCAGCUCCCGACUGGGUGACUCCUAAAGUAUUGCAAAGACUCAAAGUGCUCAAAGACUUUGAAAUUAAGGCGAUAUUUGGAGUCUACAAACAACAAGAAAAGAGUCGUCUGCAGGGAGGCCUCCUGUUGGGUGAAAUAGUGAAGAAUCUUACCAAGAUGGCCACCCCAGACCCGGAACAGCAGCUGAAACUGAUGAUGCUGUCUGCGCAUGACUCCACCAUCGCUGCUCUUCAUAUGAGCUUAGAUGUGUAUAAUGGGAGGCAGCCACCAUACGCUUCCUGUCAAAUAUUUGAACUGUACAGAGAGGACAAUGGCUCUGUUUCAGUGUCCAUGUUUUACCGCAAUGACAGCACAGUGGAUCCCUACUCACAGCAGUUGCCAGGCUGCUCCCUUGACUGCCCCCUGGAGGACUUUGUGAGGAUUACAAGGCCCUGGAUUUCAGACGACAGGGAUAAAGAGUGUCAAGUGCCUUCCAAUGGGACAAAUAAAGAGCUCAUCAUCAGUCUGUUGGUGUCCAGCUGUCUUCUCUUCAUCCUCAUCAUUGUCCUCCUUGGAGUAAUUUGCUCACAUAAAUCACCAAUCAGGGCACUGGGAUACCAACAUGUGAUCAACGAGGAGGUCGCAGAUGGGUCCUGACAAAAGCAUAAGCUCCGCCCUUGGCGAGCUCCAAGUCGAGUCCUGUGGGACAGCACAGAUGAUGAUGAUCUGUAAACGUCCUCUUUCUGAGGUCAUUGUCUUCUCUGGUCCUAAAAUGAUUUUACAAUGAACGUUUGGCCCAUAAUUCAGAUUUUUAAGUGGAAGAUCCACCCUGACCUAACACAUUAAGUGAUGAGUGAGGAAAUUGAAGAAAACAGAAGGGAAAACGUCAGUAAUCAAAUGUGACCUUUGUGUUCUGACACGGUCCAGUCUCCAUUCACGAGUGCAAGUGAACAACAAAUAUGACUUCUUUAUUCCUGCUUGGAAAGAUUGUCUGUGCUUUUUAAACUGUUUUCAGAUGAAGAUUUUAAGUCUUUUUUUCUUUUUUCUUCUACCUGAUGAUUGAAGGUCCAAGUUUUUUUGUUUUAAACUAUUAAUUUGUGUGUGAAUGCAAGUGUGUUGCAGAGAAACUUGUGGACCUGUGUGCUUGUGAGUGUGACUGAUUAUGUGUUUUAACCUAAUGACCAAGAUGCCUUAAAUAGUAUGAUGGUUAUCAAGUAACAUCAGAUGUAUUUCAUGCAGGAUAGUGUUCACACACUUAUUUUACCUCGACAGCCUUGGCUGAUUUUGAGACACUAGGUGAUUAUAAGUGCUCUUUUUUAUUUUCAUUUAUUAUGAUGAUUUGAAAACACUGGAAAACCUUUUUUUUUUUUUUUUUAAGUUGGCUUUGAAUAAUCUGAAAAAAUAAAUCAUUUCCUUUUACAAAUACA